This is a messenger RNA of Micropterus salmoides (largemouth bass), 2728 nucleotides long. RefSeq names its product lipolysis stimulated lipoprotein receptor (gene lsr). Lineage: Eukaryota; Metazoa; Chordata; Actinopteri; Centrarchiformes; Centrarchidae. The record is from RefSeq and is a predicted model, not a curated record. Gene Ontology annotation, biological process: tricellular tight junction assembly; establishment of blood-brain barrier. Gene Ontology annotation, cellular component: plasma membrane; tricellular tight junction. Bases 190 to 2055 code for a protein of 621 amino acids. The transcript is spliced from 11 exons.
CGCGGCUGACGUGGGGCGUUCAGGUACUCCCAUCGCCUACACACAAAGAGACAAAAUGGAGUUGACGCUACCUGGCUGAGGAAAAGUAUAGUUAGCGCACAAUAUUAUGUAAAACCUUCAGUUUUGAUCGUGUUUUUGAUUAAAAUAUAAUAAGCCAAAUCUACUGAGACCGAGGAUAUAGGAUUAAAAAUGUUUUGGAUGUUAAUCAUCGCCGCUUUAAUGGCAACAGAGUCCACCAUGGCCAUUUCGGUCCAGUGCCCCACAAAGAGGUACGUUGUCAUCCUCUUCCAGCCUGUAACCCUCAGCUGUAGUUACCAGACAAGCGCCACUCAACCUCCUGUUGUCACGUGGAAGUACAAAUCGUUUUGCCAGGACCCCAUCCAGGCUGCACUGAAUCCCAGCAGUGCAGCAAACGUCCUGGCUCAGAACAACCCCAACUACAACCCCAACAUUGAGUGUGCCGACAGCCAGAGGACAGUGCGCAUAGUGGCCUCGAAGCAAGGAAAUGCUGUUACCCUUGGCACAGAAUACCAGGGUCGCAAGAUCAGUGUCAUGAAUGAGGCAGACCUGAAUAUAGCUCAGACUGCAUGGGGCGACAGCGGUGUCUACGUCUGUUCUGUGGUCUCUUCCCAGGACCUUUCAGGAAAUGGUGAAGACUACACUGAGCUAAUUGUACUCGAGAGAAAGUCAAAUACUACUGACCUCCUGCCUGGCAUUGACUUACUGGUUAUGGAAGACUGGCUUCUGGUUGUUUUGGUGACUUUGGGCUUCCUGUUGCUGCUGAUCCUGAUUGGGAUCUGCUGGUGCCAGUGUUGUCCACAUACCUGCUGCUGCUAUGUCAGAUGCCCCUGCUGCCCCAACCGCUGCUGCUGCCCACAAGCAUUGUACGAGGCAGGGAAAGCAGUGAAGAAAGGUUUGCCCAGUCAGUAUGCUCCCACCCUCUAUGCUCCCAGUAUGUAUGCUCAGCCAGCAUACAGUGGCCAGCUAAUGGGCCAACCUGGUAUACCUAUGCUUCCUCAACCCAACGGAGUUGGGUAUCCACCUCCCCAUAAUGGUUACAUUCGUGAAUAUGAUGGCACCAGCUCAGUUGGGCAGGGAUCCCAGGUGCCUCUGCUGCAUGACCAAGAUGCUGGAGGGGACCACACUCGCAGUGGGUAUCGUAUCCAGGUGGACCCUGAUGGGAACGCUACACGUGCUAUUUACUAUAUGGAGAAGGAACUUUCUAAAUUGGACCCAUCUAGACCUGCUAACUUCAACCGCUUGGAUAACAUGACUGAAGUCAGUUCCCUGCAUGAGAGCUUUGAUACUCGAGGCCGCGGAGUUCGUUCCCAGCCGCCAGCUCUGGCCACAGUCUAUGACCGCGAUGAAGCCAUGAGCACCAUCAGCAGUGUUUCCCAGCAAGGCCACCGCCAUGAUAACUACACGCCACGUGGUGGAGGGUACAUGGGGGAUCGCGUACGUGCCCGCUCCAUGGAUGACCUUGACGACAUCGGACGGCGCAUUGGCCGUGAUGACUACCCGCCACACCGUCGCCCAGAUGAACCCAGAGGCAGGAGAGGCUCGGAUGAUGGGUGGAGCAGUAGUGCCCGCAGCGGCAAUGGCCGUGACUUUGAUGACCGCAGGCGUCGUGACUACUCCCCUGAUGAUCGUCGCAGAGGAGACGGAGGUGGCCUCCCAGGGAGACGCAGCCGCAGCCGUGACGAUCUGAUGGACCUGGAGAGGGCUCGCCGGCCUGAUGUCGGUGCCAGAGGCAUGCGAGAUGAUUAUGAUGACAGCAUCUUGCGAGAAGCCAUGGAGAGGAAGAAGAUGGGCGAACAGCAGAGAGCGCGCAGCCGGGAUCGACUGAACAGCGAGAGCGACCGCUCAGAUCGGGGGAGGGUGUCACGUGGGCCCCCGCCACUUCCUCACAACCCACCCUCUGGACAUCCCGGCCGGCGUGAUGACUUCCCACCUCCUCCACCACCACCAUACAGUGAUGAUGAAAGUAUGCCAUCUUCAAAGAAAAGUAACCUCCGCAAGAAUGGAGCUGUGAGUCGGGAGAGCCUGGUGGUGUAAACCCAACCAUGAUGCUUUGAUCCAUUAAAAGAAUCCAUUUAAAAUGACCACCUAAUUUCUAUGACUGUAAAUAUUAGUCACUGCUAAUUUGCUGUGCUGAUUUUUAUGUUUCAUACUUUAUAGUAAACUUAUCAUGAAUGAUGCUGAAUGUGUAUGUAUAAUUUUCAACAGCAAAGAGGUGCACAGAUGAAGUGUGUGUGUGUGUGUGUGUGUGUGUGUGUGUGUGUUCAUGUAUAAAACAUUGUGGCUGCCACAAGUGCCUUAGAGUGUACAGAAUUUAACUUGUAGAUGUUGACGAGUAAACGUUUUUAGAUUGUUUCAACUUUUUAAACUUUUGUGUAGUUUCAGUUAGCUGAUAUAGGUACUGAUAUAAAUUUGUAGGGGUCAAUAGACUUUUUACUUGUGUUAGUGUAAUUACAUACAUUUAAAGGAAAUGAUUUUAUCUUUGCUUUUAGUUGUGAUGGUCUGCUCAGUGCAUUUAGAAACCUGGUGAACAAAAAAGUCUUGGUUACAAUUUGUCUUUGAGUACUUACAUUUUAUUUUUUGUCUUCUUUUUUUACACAAAAUUUCAGUUUUAACCUGCAGUAUAUUGUACAGCCAACCAGUAAUACAAAUGCUUAUUGUGUUGUGAUGAAACCUAAUUUUACAAUAAAGGUCUUUAUCAGGCCAUUUA